CGACGGAGACUCCGGCUGACAUUCCGCUGCUAGUCGUUGAUCAGUGAGCGCGUGUAUUUCGCUCAUUUCGGUCCACAAACUUUCAUCGUUCGCACAGUUCGCUGUAAACAUUUUCCACGCUUCACGAAAGCAUUUACAAACUGUUUUAACAUUUUGGGACUGUUAAUAUUUGCCGUGUAGAGCGUGAGCCAUAAGUGACUCUAUAAACUGAUUGAUAAAUAAAAAGUUUUGUGUAUUUGUAUUUCGUGAUUGUUUGGUGUUAAAGACAGAUUGGAUUUUUUAUUACCUUACUUGUGGGUUAAUAACGCAAGACAGAAUUAUUAGAGAAUAAAAUUCGCCUGUGUAAUGUCCGAGUGACGGUUCCAUCAUGAUUCGUGAUCCGCCUGCCAUGCAUAAACCUGAUAAUUCAACAAGUCAGCAAGAAGAAAACAAAUAUGGACUCAACAGCAGCGUCACGGGGAACACUGGCGGGGCGAGAUUGUGCGCGCAGUGCGGCAAAGUCAUCACCGAGAGGUUCCUCCUGAAGGCGAUGGAACGGUUCUGGCAUGAAGACUGUCUCAAAUGCGGCUGCUGCGAUUGCCGCCUCGGCGAAGUUGGCUCCAAAUUGUACUAUAAAGCUGAUCUCAUGCUCUGCAAAAGAGAUUAUCUUAGGUUAUUCGGUGCUACUGGCAAUUGUGUGGCGUGCAAUAAAGUAAUUCCCGCCUUUGAAAUGGUUAUGCGAGCGAAGAGUUUUGUUUACCAUUUAGAGUGUUUCGCUUGUCAACAAUGCAAUCACAGGUUCUGCGUUGGUGACAGAUUUUAUCUAUGUGACAACAAAAUACUUUGCGAAUAUGAUUAUGAAGAGAGGCUAGUUUUUGCCAGCAUGGCCGCUAAUCCUAGCGGCUUAGCUCACAUCCGGCGACAAGUCAGCGGACUCCAGUCACCCAGCGGUGGUUACGUAGGCGGCGCCGCGUGCGCAGGCAACGUGGCGAUAGUCGAGAAGGACAACGGCGGGUGCGCGGGCGCGGACGACGCCUCCAGCGGCUACGGCAGCCCGCCCGACCCCGACGUGUGCGACGCGGCGCGAUGACCGACGAUGCCGCGCCGACAUCUUGCCUCGGUGAAACCGCACUGAGAGAUUGGGACGGCGCACUGCUGUACGAAUUCCGCAAUACAAUUACAUCAUCAGCCAAUUGAAGAAAUUAGUUGCAAUUUUAUUACAUUAAAAUUUAAAAUAGUAACAACCCCAACAUGUAAUUAAACCCAUACAUCACGUUUAGUUUCAAUUAUUCAACUUCGUUCCUUCAAUAACCGCAUUUCGUAUUAAAGACAAAUGAUAAACUUUAGAUGUACCUAUGAGACAUAUUUGUAAAACCGGCUAAGUGCAAAAUUACAUCAUAGUAUUUCGACGAACAUGCUUUAAAAGCACCGCAGGAGUACAUUAGGCUAGAGUCGGGCCAUGGAUCCGGCCACUUUAGAAAAUGUCCGGGAUGAGUCGCGAUAACGUUGUCAGAACACGAUAUUUCCAUUAUGUAUACGAUUUGAGUCUACAUGUUAAGAUAGCUUCGCGUGGGUAGGACGCGAACUCUUGCUUGUAUGGUAUUGUAACAUAAUACGUCUCGCGCUUAGCCUCUUAUCCACUCUGAGUAAUUUAUCUAUAUUACAGAAAUAAUUAGAUGCAUAUAUUUUUAUGGUUUAAGUUAAGAUACUUUAUCUUCAUAAUAGUGAACUUUCAUACAACGAGUCAGGUCCACAAAAUGUAAUUAAUUGAUGAAAUCGAUCUCAUUGUUAUGAAAUUUAUGUACACUAGUGUACCUAAUGUUGUUAUCAUACAAGGUAUGAACUUUUAUUGUGGAUAUAAUUUACUUUUAUUUCAUUAUAAAUUGGUUACGUAGAUAUUAUUUUAAUGUUAUUUUUGCCAAAGAUAAUUUGUCCUUGCAAGGAUUUAUAUCUUCACCUGUAAGAUAUUUUAUUUGUUUAUUAGAUAAUACCUGUAUUGGUACUCUGAAGUGGUGCAAUGGUAUGUAGAUAAGUAUAAUUGUAUAAAUAUUAUAAUUAGAAAUAAUAGGUCGACUAUAAUUUCCGUUUCUUGCGCCGUCGCUUUAUUAAAAUGUUAAGAAUGUUAAUAAACAGAAAUGACAUUUGUUGUUGUAAAUGUAAAUACAUAAACAUUUAUUUUUCGAAUCUGCGUGUUUCAAUGUGAGCAAGCGGAUGCGAUUGAAAAUAUUGAAAUGCUUAUACAUAAUAUUAACUUACUUUAUAUCAUUUGAAUUAUAGAAGGUAUUUCAGAUCUGAAUAAUUAUUUGAAUGACAAAUAAAUAAAAAAGCCAAACAAUUAAAUCGCAUAUGUUUGCUCUUACACGUGAAUCAGUGCGUAAUAACUCUACAUUGUAAAGUAUGCUUCAAUUACUUUUCAGACGAUAGAGAUUGAUGGACGUUAAAAUUUCUACAAUGAAUGAUGUAAUUUAUGUAAAAAUGGAGCUGUCGUUAUUUAGAUGUAAUAAUUAGGUUAAAACGUUUUGUCUAUCACUUAACAAUAUAGAGAGUAAUAAUAUAUAAAACUUUCUCAAACAUCGACCGAUACAAAUUUCAUUUCGCCGUUAUUCUGUAAAUAAAUAUAUUUAUUUAAAGUAAAA
Colias croceus (clouded yellow) is the source of this 2615-nucleotide messenger RNA. RefSeq names its product LIM domain only protein 3-like. Gene Ontology annotation, molecular function: DNA-binding transcription factor binding; transcription coactivator activity. The coding region runs from base 368 to 1069 and encodes 233 amino acids. The record is from RefSeq and is a predicted model, not a curated record. Gene Ontology annotation, biological process: positive regulation of transcription by RNA polymerase II. The transcript has 7 exons. NCBI's taxonomy places the organism in Eukaryota, Metazoa, Arthropoda, Insecta, Lepidoptera, Pieridae. Gene Ontology annotation, cellular component: nucleus.